Talaromyces marneffei is the source of this 1809-nucleotide messenger RNA. RefSeq lists its product as uncharacterized. The record is from RefSeq and is a predicted model, not a curated record. Bases 1 to 1809 code for a protein of 602 amino acids. NCBI's taxonomy places the organism in Eukaryota, Fungi, Ascomycota, Eurotiomycetes, Eurotiales, Trichocomaceae. Gene Ontology annotation, biological process: protein polyubiquitination. The transcript has 3 exons. Gene Ontology annotation, molecular function: ubiquitin protein ligase activity; metal ion binding.
AUGAGAACGCGCAACAAUACAGCAGCCGCUCCUGCUGUGGUGGCCGGCCAGAAUAAUGCGACUACCAAUGGUCAGGGUCAUGGACACGCUCGUACCUUGUCUGGAGCUACGCCUUUCAACGAGCUGACGCCUCGCAGUCCGCCGAAUUCGAGUACAAAGAAUACCAAGCAUGUACCAUGCAAAUUCUUUCGUCAAGGUGCCUGUCAAGCGGGACCUGCUUGUCCUUUCCUUCACUCGACCGAUGCGGCUAUCGACUCUGCUCCGUGUAAAUAUUUCACCAAGGGAAACUGCAAAUUUGGAGCCAAAUGCGCCUUGGCACACAUCCUCCCCGACGGUCGUCGAGUAAACAGACCCAACUACGGCGGCCAAGGCGCUGGUGGAGGCAGUCAUUUGAAUCUCGGUGGUCGUGUUAAUCCUCAGACUUUCCAAACUCAGGACUCGGCACUUACAAACUCAGUAUUGUCGCAGCAACGCUUGAACGGGCAGGAUGGUCGAUACGGUGGCGGCUAUCAAUACCCUGGCCAAGGACAGGAGGAUUUACUGGGUGUACCCCAACAGAGUCAUCUUCAGCAACAGCAGCAGCAGCAGCAGCAAGCGCUGGAGGGACUUGGUUUAUCUACAGGCGAAAAUGGGUUGGUGUCAGAUUCCAAGUACGGUUCGCCAGUGGACGAGAGCCGAUUACAAACUUCCCCCCGCGUUGGAGCAUUGACUUUGCGUGACGUUCAACUUCCGGCUUCGUUCGAUAGUCAGGGUAUCUCGCAUGUGGCUCGAUAUGGACCUGUGGCGGCCUCAGUGCCUUCACAAUUUGGGUUGGAUCUCGCCUCCCCCCCGAUUCAGAGAGCACCUUCUGACACCUUGAGAACCCUGCGUGAUACGGCCUUUGGAUCUGAUUUACGCAAACCCACGUCGAACUUUGGAUCGUCGCCGCCUGCCAUAAUUGAGGAUUCGUAUACUUCUUCGCGGUUCCUUCAUUCGCAGCGUAUGGUUCCUCGGUCAAAGGUAUUUUCAGCUAGUGUUCCACGCCCAAGCAUGCUGGAUGACUGGGACGACAACUUCGCUAUGGAAGAGGAUUAUCUUCCGGUCAACCUGCACGACGAUGUACUUACGCCACAGGAGAAAAUGAGACGGCUCUCUCGAACCGAACACGAACUGAGCAGCAGCCAGCGCGACUUUAGCGGCUUUGAUCGUAUCGCAGGCACCAGUGCAACCAAAGUUGGCUCCCCAUUAGGAUCAAGCCCAUCUCGUUUCGGCGCAUUAUUCGCACGACAACGCCAGAGGAAAGAAGAGGAACAACAAGCAUUGACAUCUUCGUCGUUUAAUCAUCUGCACAUUGGCUCACCACUUCGCGAAUCCUCUUUGCAUUCCUUUAGCAAUACGAACAACAUCACUUCAAGUCCCAGUCUUCGCCCAAUUGGUAGCCGACCUACGUCCGGGGAUAUAUCGCCAUUUGUCUCGAGCCCGAAUCCGCGUCAAUCUUCUAUGUCUAUGAUUUCUCAGCAAUUGCAUAAUAUGUCCCUUCACCCAACUACCACCACUGCCUCUACGACUUCGAACCCCUCCCGACAGCCCCCUUCAGUUAAUAAUCUGAGCACCAGCAGAAAUGCCUCUUCACCCAUGACAUUUGCGACCAGCCGCAUCGACGAAGAAGAGCAAAGCGACCUGGUCUUCUCAAUGGAGGAAGAGGAGAAGGAGAACAAUAAGCGCACCAGCGCGACUUGGGCAGCAACCUCAUCUCCAUUUGAGAAUAAAAAACCCACCUCAUCUUCUUCGUCAGUUUCUUCGGGGACUACAGAGACCAACGGUUUCUAG